AUGUUUUUUAUUGGAUAUCCUAACCAAUGGAUAUCCCACCUCAUCCUCCAUGACCACAAACCAGUUGGUCCACGGCUGUUUAUUUGGUAUUCACAGCUAACCCUCAUAUCUAAGGGCCUCUCCCCUAUCCGCCACCUGGGGACGCGCUCGGUAGGAGAUGGUAGCUCCCCCAAGUGGGAGAGUUCAAUUAUGGUUAAACAGGAAUUGAGUGACGAAAUCAUAACAUUUAUGGACAUGAAAUCAGAUGACACAUCAGCUAUUUCAAGUUCAGAAGGAUUUUCAACUGUUAAAGACAAAUACUUGGAGGAAACAAGGCCAUUUUUAGCUUUAGAAGAUAAAAAUCUUGAUAAAACAAAGCCUUUGUUUAAUUUAGAAGAGAUGAAACAAGAUAACCCAACAUUAUUUUCAUCUUCUGAAGACAUGAAACCAAAUCUAUCAACAGCAUUUUCAAUUUUUGAAGAUAAGAAACCUGAGAUAUUAACAAUUUCAUCUUUGGAGAGUGAAAAACAAAAUGGUUUCAAAGCACAGCAACAACUUUCUUCCCCACCAGAUUCAACUGAUUUUAAAGAAAAUUUCGCAGUUCUGAAAUCAGAUCUUCAAAAUGAAUUAAAAGAACUCAAGUUAUUACAUACAAAAUUGAUUGAUAAUCUCCCAAAAGAAUAUCUGAUUAGCAAUAAGGGACUGAAGACAUACAAGUGUGAUAUGUGUUGUCAAAGAUUUUUCCAUUUUGAUCAUGUUAAACAACACAUAAACAUUCACACAAGGGUGAAUCCAUAUGGUCAUGAUUUUCGUCAGCAAGAAGUUGUUAUGAUCAGUCAGGGUGAACAGAUUAACAAAACAAACCUAGAACAGACAAUUCACACAAAGGAAGAAAAACUACAUGGAAAGAAUUGGUAUCAUGAAUCUCCCUAG
This is a messenger RNA of Physella acuta, 912 nucleotides long. RefSeq names its product zinc finger protein 655-like. The record is from RefSeq and is a predicted model, not a curated record. NCBI's taxonomy places the organism in Eukaryota, Metazoa, Mollusca, Gastropoda, Physidae.